Papaver somniferum (opium poppy) is the source of this 924-nucleotide messenger RNA. RefSeq lists its product as uncharacterized. Bases 318 to 641 code for a protein of 107 amino acids. The record is from RefSeq and is a predicted model, not a curated record. The transcript has 5 exons. Lineage: Eukaryota; Viridiplantae; Streptophyta; Magnoliopsida; Ranunculales; Papaveraceae.
GAAAAAGAGAAAGAAAAAGACGUCUUUGUUGGACCAACCAAAAAUAUUAGGCUGGAUCUCGCAAUCCAACUCUGUAUAUCUAUCUUAAUCUCUCUUGAAUCUUCUUCAAACAGAUUCUUCUUUGCCUGCAUUAUUUUAACCUAAUUUCUUCGUCAUCUUCUAAGGCGUGCUGCGCAAAUCAGGGAUAUACCAUUUUGUUGCAGAAAUUGUCUAAGUUCUGAGUUGCAUCACUCGUUGAUACAACAGCCAAUAGAAAGAAAGGCAAUCCAAAGAACUGUGGAGAUUUAGCGAAGGGAAAAUGUCUUAGUCGAGAGAGGAUGGAUAAAGAUGUUAGUGUUGCUCGAUCCCAUGAAAAACAGCCUUCGAUGGGUUCUACAUUUAUUAGUGAAGAUAAAAAGCCCGCAGACAAUGCUUCAGUAUUUGUGAACCAAGCUGAAAAAACUUGGCAAGAGAUGAGAAAAGAUUGGGCGGGGAAUCGAUCUCAAAAGACCCAAAGAGUGCCAAAAGAUCCCGUCUUAAGCUGGUCUCUAACAUAUGACGAUCUGCUUCUGACCCACGAUCCAUUUCCCCAACGAAUCCCGUUACCUGAGAUGGUGGAUUUUUUAGUUGAUAUCUGGCAUGAGGAAGGACUCUUUGAUUAACAAAAGAUUUGUUUUCCAAAAGAUAUGUUACUGAGGCAGUACAGAUGUAGCUGAAAUAUUUAGAUCUUAUUCAUGUAAACCUUUAUUUAUAAAACUUAUUUUGCAGAGGAGUGUAGUUAGCUUUAUUGUAGAGGGGUUCGACUAGGAUAUAUAAUCCGAACCCUGGAUUUUAUUUAAAACAUUGAUGUAUUCUACUUAUAUUUUUUGAUGCAAACAUUGAUUGUAUUCCAUGUUUUAUCUUGGAACCUUAAUCUUUACUUUUAGUUUUUUCUCCCGUUUCCAA